AAUUAACUGCCUCCUACAUCCGGCUUCCGUAGACGCGCCGUGAAUAUGGCAGCAAAGGAAACUAUAAACAGCCAUCAAACUGAUGUGGAAUCAAUAGUCAAUCGGUGGCUUGUUGAUUAUUAUGUGUUUCUGUCGACAGAGUUUUUUAAAAACGAGCAGUACUCAGACUUCUGUGGCAUUAGAGAUGUUCUUGAAAGUGUGUUGGUCCGUCCUUUGGAGUCUACUGACAGCAUGCAAACAAAGAUACGAGUAUUGCAGUUACUCUCCCGGAUAAAUGAGGGCGAAAGACUCGAUGUGUCAUUUGAGUCCGAUGAGUCGAUAACUCCUCUGGAAUCGGCCUUAAUGUUGCUGGAAAACAUGAGCCAGGAAUAUGUUCCCAGCUCAAAUAUUCCACAGCAGGAUUUUGAGAAUGUAUGCACUUCAACGAAAGAGAUGAUUGUGGGGAUUUUUAUCAAGAACAACAGAUAUGACAAAGCAAAAGAGGUGCUCAACAAACAUUUUCCAAAACCAAUGGUUGGCAAGAAAGCGAUAUUCAUGGGUCUCAUCAGCCAGAAGAGUAAAACACAUGAUGUCAUCGAUCAAAUGGACUUCAGACGUUUUAAGGAGGAGAUCUAUGCCUUUUGCCAAAGACUUUGCCCGUUCACUGUUCCUUUUCUCCACAAGGCUGCAAAACAGCUUAUUGAUAAAAGACGUACGGAGGAAGACAACGAGGCUCCUGAACCCGAUGAGCGAGACGAACCUCGCCCGUCCUCUGGUCCACAAAUAAACACAGUCCAGUUGGUAACAUGUAAACAUAUAAUAAUCCAGAGGUCCAGGCUGGAGGCGGUCUACAAGGCUUUGGCUGCAGGUUUAGAUGAGAGAACAUUUGCUCAGCUGGAGGAAGAGGUUGAAAGCGAGGAGCAGGUCAAAACAAAAAAAGAGCUUCCCCAUCGCAUCUCACCUACUACCAGGAAGGUCGCUAUCCUGGACUCGGAGCAGGAUGGGUUAUUUCAGAGAAACUCAGGCAGCCCCAUGGAGGGGUCCCCAGCAGACCAACAACCACAAACAGAUGCUGUUCCUCCAACGCGGGCGGAGUCACUCUCAAAGUCACCCGUAACGCUGAGGAACAAGAGGCCUUACACGGUGGCACGACUGGUGGUCGAGCCAGACAGUCAGGGGAGCUCGCAGUGCACAACUUCUCAGGAACUGGAGGCUGAAGUCACAACAGAAGAACCAGCACAGAUACUGGACAUAUGCAACAAAAAAGACCUGCAGAGCCCAGUAACGGACAGUGAGGUUACUAUAUCCCCCCAGAAACGCCCCAGACAAGCCACCAAUACUUGCAGCAGAGCUUCAACUAGUUUGGAAGAGUUGUCAGCAGACAGUGAGGAGGAACGCCCUAGCUCUGUGGCCAGUGGCGGAGUAUGUGCACAGAAACUCUAUAACCACACCAACAGUUCACAGAGUGGAACCACUUGGUCAAAACAACUGUCAUCAGACAGCGAGGAAGAUGAACAGCACCGUUUCAAAACCCCACAGCGGAAACGUCGUAUAAAACUGGCCAGUGAUUCUCCCAGCAAGGAACCAGGCAAUACAGAUGAGAUCUGUAUCACAGAUUCUUCAUUGGACAGCUCGCCCAAUCAGAUUCCUAAUCACCCCGUCCCUCGAACGAGCUCCACCCCUCAAAAGGACCCUGUUCAAGACCCAGGUCCCUCGAGUUCAAAAUGGAAACAGCUGUUUAAAAACGCAAAGGAGAGUAAGGAUACGUGGAAUGAAGAAGAGCUGCUCUUCAGAAAGAAUAGCGGAUCACUCAACGAGAGCACCAUGUCAAAUUCAAGCCAGAGGAAGAAGUGGACUGAAAGUGAGACACAGAGGCUGAAAGAUGGAGUUAGAAAAUUCGGAGAGGGAGCCUGGAGUAAAAUAAGGUCGCACUACUCCUUCACAGGUCGAACAAAUGUUAACCUGAAGGACAGGUGGAGAACCAUGAAAAGGUUAAACAUGGUCUGAGUGAUCAAGUUUGAGUUUAUAACUCAAUGUUCAAAAUGUAAAUAUGUUCAGUAAAUAAAAAUCUUCAGUCUUCAAUAAAUGUGCAGUUAGAUUGUUUAA
Messenger RNA from Thunnus maccoyii (southern bluefin tuna), 2085 nucleotides. RefSeq names its product telomeric repeat binding factor a (gene terf2). Gene Ontology annotation, biological process: negative regulation of telomere maintenance via recombination; telomeric D-loop disassembly; protein localization to chromosome, telomeric region. The record is from RefSeq and is a predicted model, not a curated record. Gene Ontology annotation, molecular function: protein homodimerization activity; G-rich strand telomeric DNA binding; double-stranded telomeric DNA binding. Bases 46 to 1986 code for a protein of 646 amino acids. NCBI's taxonomy places the organism in Eukaryota, Metazoa, Chordata, Actinopteri, Scombriformes, Scombridae. The transcript has 13 exons. Gene Ontology annotation, cellular component: shelterin complex; nucleus; chromosome, telomeric region.